Messenger RNA from Eucalyptus grandis, 2154 nucleotides. RefSeq names its product pyruvate kinase isozyme G, chloroplastic. The record is from RefSeq and is a predicted model, not a curated record. Gene Ontology annotation, cellular component: chloroplast stroma; cytoplasm. The transcript has 12 exons. NCBI's taxonomy places the organism in Eukaryota, Viridiplantae, Streptophyta, Magnoliopsida, Myrtales, Myrtaceae. Gene Ontology annotation, molecular function: potassium ion binding; magnesium ion binding; pyruvate kinase activity. Bases 162 to 1916 code for a protein of 584 amino acids. Gene Ontology annotation, biological process: glycolytic process.
UCCCUCUCCUCCUCCUCCUCCCGUAAUAUUAACCCCACGCCAACACGGCCUGACAAGCUCCCCCAUUCUCUCUCUAGCUUCCCUCUGCUCUGUUCUCCUCAGGAGCUCCGCCCGUCCCCCUCUCUCUCUCUCUCUCUCUCCCCGCAGCUCGCGGGGGCGCAAUGGCGACGAUCAACCUCCCUUCGAGAAUGUCCCUCCCCAGCCCCGAGGGGGCCGCCGCCGACCGCCUCUCCUCCGCCCGGAGCCCCUGCGACCUCCUCCUCCUCCCGCAGCCGAGGUGCCGGAGCUGGAGCCGGAGGAGCCGCGCCGGCGCCGGCAGGGGGCCGCCGGGCCGCCGCCUCGCCGCCGUCAGAUCGGUCAAGGUCGCUCCCGAGAGCCAGGGGCGCCCGCUCGCCGUGCAGAACGGGCCUCUCACCGUCGAUACGUCAAACUCUCCUUUUGAGGUUCAACCUGAUGACUAUGAAGUGAGCAAGGCUAGAGUAAGUGUGAAUGGAUUGAGAAAGACAAAGAUAGUCUGUACCAUUGGUCCAUCCACCAGCAGUCGUGAAAUGAUAUGGAAACUUGCCGAAAGUGGAAUGAAUGUGGCCCGUCUUAAUAUGUCGCAUGGUGAUCAUGCCUCACAUCAGAAAACUAUAGAUCUGGUCAAAGAAUACAAUGCUCAAUUUCAAGACAAGGUGGUCGCCAUUAUGUUGGACACCAAGGGGCCGGAAGUGAGAAGUGGCGAUGUACCUCAGCCAAUAAUGCUUAAAGAAGGACAAGAAUUUAAUUUUACUAUCAAACGAGGAGUGAGCACAGAGGAUACUGUUAGUGUUAAUUAUGAUGACUUCAUUAAUGAUGUUGAAGUAGGCGACAUAUUGUUGGUAGACGGUGGAAUGAUGUCAUUCGCUGUGAAGUCAAAGACGACGGAUUUAGUGAAAUGUGUUGUAGUCGAUGGUGGAGAAUUAAAGUCAAGGCGUCAUUUGAAUGUGAGAGGCAAAAGUGCUACUCUUCCUUCAAUAACAGAUAAAGACUGGGAAGAUAUUAAGUUUGGGGUGGACAACCAAGUUGAUUUUUAUGCUGUCUCAUUUGUUAAGGAUGCUAAGGUGGUCCUUGAGCUGAAAGAAUAUCUCAAAAGUUGCAAUGCAGACAUUCAUGUGAUUGUAAAAAUCGAAAGUGCUGAUUCUAUCCCAAAUCUCCAUUCGAUUAUUUCCGCUUCUGAUGGGGCAAUGGUUGCCCGUGGAGACCUUGGAGCUGAACUUCCAAUCGAAGAAGUUCCUCUAUUGCAGGAAGACAUCAUCAGAAGGUGUCACAGUAUGCAGAAACCAGUAAUUGUUGCUACAAACAUGCUAGAAAGCAUGAUCGAUCAUCCCACACCGACAAGGGCAGAGGUUUCUGAUAUUGCAAUUGCAGUACGUCAGGGUGCUGAUUCAGUAAUGCUUUCUGGAGAAACUGCUCAUGGAAAGUACCCACUGAAGGCUGUUAAGGUGAUGCACACUGUAGCUUUGAGAACCGAAUCAAGUCCUAAGACAUCUGCCACACCUAAGGUUCAGUUUGGCGCCUUUAAGAGUCACAUGGGCGACAUGUUUGCUUUCCACGCCACUACCAUGGCCAAUACCCUUAAUCUGCCAAUCAUUGUAUUUACAAGAACUGGAUCUAUGGCUAUUCUUCUUAGCCAUUAUCAGCCUUCAUCAAUUAUCUUUGCCUUCACAAAUGAAGAGAGGAUCAAGCAGAGGUUAGCACUUUAUCAUGGUGUCAGGCCCGUAUAUAUGCAGUUCUCUGAUGAUUCAGAAGAGACCUUUUCUCGAGCACUCAAGUUAUCAGUGAGCAAUGGCCUGCUGAAGGAAGGGGAGUACGUCACUCUAGUUCAAAGUGGUGCACAACCGAUAUGGCGCCACGAAUCUACUCACCACAUCCAAGUUCGUAAGGUCCAAGGAUGAUUUUGCACUUUAAAGAAGCUCACAUGUAGAAUAUUGUGAUCGCUGGAUUAGUUACGGGUAUUUUUGUACCAUCUUAAAUUAACCACGGGCAACUUUCAAUAUGUUUGAGCAGGAAUGAACUACCAAUAAUUUAAUGAAAUUUGAGAAUCAGAUCUUUCUCUCUGUUCCUCUUCACUGAUUGAGUUUUGGAAAUUUUUUAGCAUCACGGGUGGUAAGAAACAGCUGUAUGCAUUUCUAA